Anguilla rostrata (American eel) is the source of this 3052-nucleotide messenger RNA. RefSeq lists its product as uncharacterized. The record is from RefSeq and is a predicted model, not a curated record. Lineage: Eukaryota; Metazoa; Chordata; Actinopteri; Anguilliformes; Anguillidae. Bases 201 to 2921 code for a protein of 906 amino acids. The transcript is spliced from 12 exons.
UGAUAGGGCGAAUUAAUCCAGUUCCAGCCGAUGAGAGGCAAAGACACCACUUUUGAAACUCGCUAGUCAUAUAUUUUUAGCUAACAGAGUUGGUAUGUCCAUUAGCCGUCACUAGCUACUGCUGCAUUAGCUAAUAAAACGUUCUGCUCUGACAGUCAGUGUGACUGGUUCAUAAGAACCUGCAGCAUCCUGAAGGCUACAUGGCUUUCUCUCCUAGUCUGCCAGCCCCUAGUGUGGUAGCUUGUAAGCCAGAUCUGUCUGUGGAUGCGGUGGUUGACACCCACCCACCCAAGUUAGACAUUCUGGCACAAGAGGAGAGGCAUGAUGUUCCUGGGGUAGAGCCAGUGGUGGAAAUGGACUCUGGAGAAGGGCAGGACUUGUCCAUGGGAAAUGCUGUUUUUAAUUUGCCUUCUGUCACUCUGCAAAGUGGCCAGAACGUACAACGAGAGAUUCAAGUCGGUCGUGCUAACCUGAGAACCUUCCUCACGCCUUCCUUCAAAAGCCUGGGGUUUCUGUCCCCUAUACCAGAGAUAUCUCCCCUCAGUGGGAAAGAGAUACAUGGCAAACCAAGUGAGGAGAUAUGCGCCAAUGUGAUUGAUGAAAUCCAGCGCUACCCAUACAGGACAGCCUUGCGGGCAGUCGAAGGAGGAGGAUUCUUUUUUGGGAAAUGCGGGAACGCAAUGGACAUCAGCAUGAUUGGAGCAGAGUCCGUGGCCAACUUCAGCUGCCUGGACUACACAAUGGAGUCGUCUUGCCUGCAGCUGGAGGGGGAGGCCACGAACAAGCUGGAAAGCCUAAUGAAGGCAAACGACAGGGUGGAGGAGACUGCCAAGAAGUUGGGAGCAGAAGGAGAGGAGGGAGCCAAAGAAUCAGUUAGGGUUCUCAGUGCUAGCCCCUGCUUCAACUCCAGGAAAGGCCUAGUCCCCCUCAUUAUGGAAAAGGUGCAGCUGUUCAAAAGCCCUGGAAAUGUCAGCGGCUCCAGUAUGUCAGCGCUCAAUGAUACAUACAACCUGUCUCACAGCCAGGGGAGCAGCGGUGGCCAGAGUUUGGAGCUUGAGGCUGGGAAUAUCACAGCAGAGGCAGCGUCUGGGGUUGGCCCAAUCGCUAAAGAGGGCUCAUCGUCCCAGGCCAGCAAUAACAACACACUGGUGCUCCAUUCAGGCGCUACUGUAACUGACUCGAAUUUGACUUUUGAAAUUACGGAAAAGAGUGCAGUUGGACUCACUGCAGAGGCGGAGGCUAUGGGCACAGAGAGGGCAGAUUUAAAAGAAGCCCUUGAGUUGCAGUCUGGUGAGAUUGUGGCCCAGCCCAAUUUGACUGUUGACAUUACGGAGCAGAGUGGUGUCGGAACCUGGUCGGAGGACAGCACAAAGAGUUUGGGGUUGAAGAACGGCACUUUCAAUGUCCUUCCAGACCAUGAGCCAGUGGCAGGACCCAAUCUGACCGUGGAUCUGACCACGCCGAAUGUCGCCGGACCCGAAACGGGAUCGACCGAACAAAGGGCGGGGUGUCAGAACGUCACAAUUGAACUGCAGUCGGACCAGUUGAAUGAACCCCCGGCUGGGAUCAACUUGACAUUUAAUGCGACAAAGCAGCUGGGCUCAGAGGACGACCCGGUUGGGGUCUGUGAAGCCGAAGGCGGGGCAGAAGGGCAGCUGGGGUCCUUGACUAAGGUGGAAAACCGCAACUGCAAUUUUAGCCAAAGCCUGGACACGGAGGACGGUGGAGGGGCCAGCUUGUGGAGCCUUGACACCUCGCUGGAAAUGAAGGCCAACUUUUUGGUCACAUCCACCCCGCUGGUCGUGCCCAAAUCCUUUAGCUUCGCUACUAAACCUGCCCCCUCGGAGGCGUGCGAAAGGCUCUCUGUGGUCGAGCACAGUGGAGCCUCCUCUGAUGGGAAUAAUAGCAGUGCCUUUCCCCUGGUUCACCAGCCCCCUCCUGCUGGUGCUAAGCCUCUCACCAGGUCCCUCACCAGACCUUCCGAUUUGCCUUUAAAAUGUGGUGCCAAGGCUCAACCCUCAAACAGGAAGUCGCUCGCCUGCCCUUCAGGCAUCCCCAACCCCAAAUCGCUGCACCCACUCCCAAGGCCUUCCUCUUCCCGUUUGUCUUUGGCCCCGCCACCGAAGACGGCGUCUGGCCUCCAGGUUCCAGGGGCUAGCUCCCUCCUGUCCUCUACUCUGACCAGAAUUAGCAGGAAGACUGGGGGAGCUCUGAGGAACCUGGCAGCAUCCAGCUCUCUGGAGGCUUCUGUUGGUUCUACGACCAGCCGUAGACGCCUUUCAAUUUCUGAAAACAAGCUUCCCGUUUCUGGCCUGCAGAAGCCUCGAACCUCAGGCCAGCUGCCGUCCUCCUCCGACCCAUCCCUGCUGGCUCUGAGGCCUACUGGUCAGACCACGUCCAAGCUGCAGACCCUGAGAUCAGCGGCUGGCAGUAGACCUCUGGGUUUAGGAGAACCAAAGGUAAAGAGCACACAGCUUUCCACCUCCUCCCUGAAGCAGCCACGGGCAAACGCUGGGGAAACUCUGCCCCUCUCCAAGAGGAAGAAAGUUGAUACCCUGGCGCACGCUACCAUCAGCGAGCCCCCAGGGAGUCCUGCAGGAAGCCAGAGGGGCCUCAGGAGACCAACCUCUCUCCUCAGAGGCCCCCAGUCAAAGCUGCAGAAUCUGGGAGGGGGCCGGAUAUCUGGGGUAUUGGCAACAAAAAAGUCUGGCCCAAAGGCUCCCCUGCCUCCUGAUGUGCAGCCCACUGCAGCCCAAGUUGCCCCUCCCUCAGACGUGAGCAGGCCUUGCGAUGAUGACCCGGGGGUAACCAAUGAGGAUGCAGGAACGCAGGCCACAGGCUGUGAAGACUGUGCAAGGUAUCAAGAGGAAAUCGCCAGGCUGCGAGCAGAACUUCAGGAGCGAGACCAGAGGACCUCGUAGAGGAGCAAGUGUUGCCACGGAGCCGUAGCUAGGCGAGCGCAAUCUUCAUGGGAGUACUUUAAAAAAAUUUCUUUUAAACUAAUGAAAAUACGUAUUGUAUUCAAUAAAGUUUCUGUUGAAUAAGUCUUAAA